AUGGAGGGGUUCAAUCUAGAGGAGCAGGCGGCGAUCAGAGAUCGAAGCGGCGAGCUAAGCGACCAGUAUCGCAAGUACCUCGCGGAUCAUCCGGAGCUGACGCAGAUAAUGCAUGACUUUCUUGUGAAUGUCCUAGUGAACAAGCCUGAAGACUGUUUCCAGUUCUGCAAUGAAUACUUCGAGAGCUUCAAAGGAGGCGAUGGCUCAGGGGAUGCGGUAGAUGGGUGGGGGUAUGCGAGGGCAAGACCGCUCCUCCUGGUCGGUCCUCCUGAGAGCGGCAAGAGGGGACUAGCGCGGGACAUGGUGAAGGCUCACAUUGAUAAGUUUGGGGUGCUGGUGGCGUUCACGGAUAGGGAGCUAAAGGAGAAGGAGAAGGAGGGGGUCGACUUUCAAACCAUGGACCGAGGCUCUUUCAGCAUAGCGGCGGGGGCGGACGAGUUCAUCGUAGAGCAGGAGAUAGGAGAGAGUCACUAUGGCUGGAAGCAUUCGAACCUUGAGAGCAUCUUUGAGACUGGUAGGUGUGCCCUGAUCCCUUGCCCGUACUCCUGCUUCUCCUCCUUCCGAACUGCUCUAGCGGGAAAGUUCAUGCCAAGAUGUGUCCUUAUCAAACCAGAGGUCGAGGCCUUGAAGCGUCGCCAGCAAGAGAAGGGCUUGAGCAAUGAAGAGAUUGAGAAGAGGGCGAAUGAAACGAUGAACAUGUAUGCUGAGAUAGAGAAGAAGGUUGGACUGUUCGAGAAGGAGUUUGUUGUGGAAUAUGACCAAACUUCGAUUUCUAGAAAGUCUGCUGAACAGAUAGUGGAAUGGACGCUCUCGAUCGACUGGGAGCUGAAGCUGGACAAGGACUUGUCGCAUGCAGCCACCAAGAUUCAAGGGCAGGCGAGAAGACGACGAGACGCUCGGAGAGUGAAGAAGCUCAAGGAAGAGUCGAAGUCGAAGGAGAGUUCAGAAUGAAGAGAAGCUUUCUGAUUGUAUAU
This is a messenger RNA of Guillardia theta CCMP2712, 974 nucleotides long. RefSeq lists its product as hypothetical. The transcript has 6 exons. Gene Ontology annotation, molecular function: GMP kinase activity. The record is from RefSeq and is a predicted model, not a curated record. Gene Ontology annotation, cellular component: cytosol. Bases 1 to 951 code for a protein of 316 amino acids. Lineage: Eukaryota; Cryptophyceae; Pyrenomonadales; Geminigeraceae.